CGUGACUCAGUCGGCCGCAGUCGACAGCGCAGCAGCGGCCGCUUCCUCGACUACUCGCAACUCUCGCAAGCAGGCAGGUGAGCUCGGAGCCGCCUCCUAGACAGAGUUCGGUCCGCGCUUUCCUCAACCGGCGGUAGUUUCCCUGACCGCUCAGUCUCAUCACGCAAGGCGCAGACUGUGAACGUCGCUCGGUCGCGCCGCCCGCCACUCGCGCCGCGCUCGCCCGUCGCCGCAUGUCGCCCGCGUAAGUGUUCUAACAACAAAAAUAAACAAACGGACACUACUUCAAUGAGUGCGGACGGAGAAUACAUUGCUACAAAUUUCAACAACAUGAGAAACAACGUCAAACCAUCAUUUUGGGGCCAGCGGAGCAAGAUGGAGAAACGCCUGCUGUUGGUUGCCGGCGUGACCAGCGCUCUGGCCGUCGCCUUCUGCGUGGCCUUCGUGCUAUCGCUGCUGCUCCGCCCCACGCCUGCCCAGCCCGACAUGCCACAAACUAGUGAACUGAGAUUUUCUGAAUCCAUGCCGCCUGCCACCAAUUCCAAAGGGUCCGACGAGAAGAUCUGCAGCCAGCCGGGGUGCGUCCACACAGCGUCAAAACUGCUAUUGAACAUGGACGAAAAAGUAGACCCGUGCGACGACUUCUACCAGUUCUCGUGCGGGUCUUUCCUGAAGAGCACUCGCAUCCCCGACGACAAGACCUCCGUCAACACCUUCUCCAUCAUCACCGACCAGCUGCAGGAGCAGAUCCGGGCGCUGCUCGACGAGCCCGUGGCGCCCCAAGAGCCGCGCCCCUUCGUGCUCGCCAAGACCUUGUACCAGGCCUGCAUGAACAGAAGUUCGAUCGAGACGCGCGGCACGGCGCCUCUGCUGGAGAUGCUGCGGCGGCUGGGCGGCUGGCCGGUGCUGGACGGGCCAUCCUGGAACGAGAACGCGUUCUCCUGGGAGAAGUCCGUCUACAAGUUCCGGGCCGCGGGCUACUCCGUCGACUAUUUCUUUGACUUCUCCAUCGGAGUCGACGUCAAGAACUCAACUAAGAGAAUCAUCGAUUUGGACCAAGCGUCGCUCGGACUCAGCCGGGAGUACUUGAACCGCGGGAUGAGCGACAAGCUGGUGCAGGCGUACUAUGACUACAUGGUGGACAUCGCCGUGCUGCUGGGCGCGGACCGCGCGCGCGCGACUACCGAGCUCAAAGACUCGCUGCAGUUCGAGAUGAAACUCGCUAACAUAUCCCUGCCUCUUGAAAAACGGCGUAACGCUACUAGCCUUUACAAUCCUAUGACCAUUGCCCAGAUGCAAGAAAAAUUCCCUAGGAUCCCUUGGCUGGAAUAUAUAAACAAUCUUCUAGCGCCUCAUACGCAGGUCGGAUUAGACGAAAUUGCUAUAGUCAAUGUGCCCAAAUACUUCUCGGAACUCGAGAAUCUCCUGGAAACUACCCCAAAGCGUGUCCAGGCGAAUUACGUGAUGUGGCGUGUGGCGGGGGCGUCCGUGUCGUACCUGACGGAGGCGCUGCGUCGGCGCCAGCUGACGUACGUGACGGCGCUGUCGGGGAAGACCGAGCGCGAGAGCCGCUGGAAGGAGUGCGCCGACACCACCAGCGUCAGUAUGUCAAUUGCUGUGGGAGCUCUAUAUAUCCGAAAAUAUUUCAAUGAAAACUCGAAGGCCAACGCUCUUGAAAUGGUGAAUGACAUUAGGCAACAGUUCCGCCAGACUCUGGAGGAGGUGGAGUGGAUGGACGAGCGCACGCGCCGCGCCGCUCUCGACAAGGCCGACGCCAUGGCCUCGCACAUCGCCUACCCCAGCGAGAUGCUCGACGACGAGAAGCUUAUUAACUUUUACGGUGGAUUAGAGAUGACGUCGGACAAGCUAAUGGAGUCGGUGCUGAAUCUGACCCUGUUCGGAACGGAGUACCUGUUCGGCAAGCUACGCGAGCCCGUCAACAAGACCGACUGGGUCACCCACGGCCGCCCCGCCAUCGUCAAUGCUUUCUACUCCUCCAUUGAGAACAGCAUCCAGUUCCCUGCCGGUAUCCUACAAGGCGCGUUCUUCUCGGCCAAGCGCCCCGCAUACAUGAACUAUGGCGCUAUAGGAUUCGUUAUCGGCCACGAGAUCACGCACGGCUUCGACGACCAGGGACGGCAGUUUGACAAGAACGGCAACUUAAUUGACUGGUGGCAGGAGUCGACCAAACAGGAGUAUCUGGAGAAAGCCAAGUGCAUCAUAGACCAGUACUCCAACUACACAGUCAAGGAAGUCGGAAUGAAGCUUAACGGCGUUAACACUCAAGGAGAGAACAUCGCUGACAACGGUGGUAUCAAGGAGGCGUACUAUGCGUACCAGGCCUGGACUCAUCGUCACGGCGAAGAGCAACGGCUACCUGGCCUCGAAAAAUACACUCCUCGACAGUUGUUCUGGCUGAGCGCAGCCAACACGUGGUGCGCGGUGUACCGCAACGAGGCGAUCAAGGUGCGCAUCACGACCGGCUUCCACGCGCCCGGCCGCUUCCGCGUCAUCGGGCCCAUGUCCAACAUGGAGGAGUUCGCCAAGGACUUCAAGUGCCCGCUCGGCUCCCCGAUGAACCCGGUCAACAAAUGCAAAGUUUGGUAGUCCUCGGAGGUGCUCAGGUGGCUGAAUCGACAUUGGGCUGGCCUGUCCCUCGAUCGUGAGCACGCACGUGCAUCGUCUUACCACUUUAAAACCACACCUCACAGCUCAACGAAAACGCCGCGUGCCGAUUUUUAAGCAACGUUCGUUGCUUCUACGUGAAAGUUUUCUCGCAGUACAUUGCACCUGAUUAACACGUGUUCAGUAAUCUGUCUGUACUGUCAACGUACUAGCUCGAUGGCCGACGUAGAAUCACUAUAGUGCGAAAGGUAGUAGUGUGGUAUGUUUGUCAAAUUUAGAUGGAGACCUGAGUAUUCAAUUAUAUAGUUAAACCUUUGUAAAUAUAUCUAUGUCAUAUGACUUUUAAUCAAAUUGUGUGUUUAUAAAAUAGGAUCAAAUGUUACACUGAGCGAGCGCGAAAUCGUCAGUCGAUGGGUACGUUGUAUAAGUAGAAUUACAUUCUAAGCUUGUACAUUUAAGUAGGUACAAAUAAAUUAAAGUCUAGAAUUUAGUUCCAGUAAAUUAAAUUGUUUAAAUUUAUAUACCUGCAUACCACUUAUGGACAGUCAGCAUCAAAUAGAUGGCAAUGGCCCGACUGGACAAAUACGGUGUGUAAAUUAAAUACGGGCGAAAAUGUAUACGGUGGUUAGCAUAGGACCUAAGAAGUAGAUAUUGAAAUAGAUUUCGCUUAGAAAUACAAUGAAAAUUUUAACCAUACAAAAUAAUUCGGCCCGCAAUGUAAUAAAAUAAAAUACAUAAGUACACAAUAAAAUAUACAAUGCGGGAUAUGAGAUUGUUUUCAGUAUGUCGUAAUGUCAUGUCAUCGUGUAUUUUAAUGUUUCCAGUACAUUAAUUGCUGCUCGGUAAAUUUAUAAAAUAUAAUUACGGUCUCAUAAUAGAGUGUAACUUAAAAAUACUUCUUAAUUAAUAUAUAAGGAUGUGUUCCGAUAUAUGUAUUUGGCCACUCUGCCCGUCACUAUCUAUUUGAUCCAACUGCACCUACCCACGUUCCACUAAAACUACAAGGACAUAAUUAUUAGUUUCUAAUAGGUAUAUUUGUUGUCUAAUUUAUUACAAUUUUCGAGGAUAAGACAGCCGAUUUGUACGGAAACUCAUAGUUUAGCGGAUGGUGCUGGGCCUAAAAUACGGCGUUGCGUGAACAAGAGAUUUCCUUUGGCAGGAUUGGUCCUUAGGACCCAAGGAUGGAUUUAAGAAGUGGAGCCACCGAGAUUUUUGAUGUAAAUAUUUAGGGGGGGGGGGGGGGGGGGGGGCUCUCAACUUGAUCUUGAUGUCUAUAUCAUUUAAGCUACUAGGCCAAGUUUGGUAUAGUUUUCGUAUAAAUCGGGGAUGCCGAAUUCAUCUCUGAUAUCAUAAUGACACCAUUCAGAAGUAAAAACACAUAAAAUAUGAAAAAAAUACUUUUUUUUAAAUUCCUCUUCACGCUUAAACCGCUAAACCAAUUUAGUUAAAAUUUGGUACAGAGAUAGUUUGAGUUCCAGGGAAUAACAUAGCCUACUUUAAAUCUCAAAAAUCAUCCUUUAAGGGUGUGAAAAGGGAGGUGGAAAUUUGUAUGGGGAUUCAAUAACCGCUGAACCGAUUUAGAUAAAAUUUGCUAUAGAGAUAUUUUGAGUCUCGGGGAAGAACAUAGGAUAGCUUUUAUUCAAAAAAAAAAUCUCUUAAAAGUGAAAAGGAUGGUGUAAGAUUGUAUGGGGAAUCAAUAACGGCUGAACCGAUUUAGAUGAAAUCUAUGUCUACAUCUUUGAUUUACUUGAAAAUUAUACUAAACUUGAGAUAGAACCUAAACUUAAACAAUUAUUAACAUCAGAUGUCGCCGACGCUUAAAACCCCCCCACCCCCCACCUGCAUCAAAAAUUUGGGUGGCUCCACUUCUUAAAUCCAUCCUUGGGUCCUAAGGACCAAUCCUGCCAAAGGAAAUAUCUUGUUCGUGCAACGCCGUGGUUGACCUUUUUAUGCUCUGAGCACACUCAACUAGUUACUUAACAUCGGCUUGUAUUUAUGUCUACUGUAUGUAUAGUAUCUUGCUCCUAGCAGGUAAGUAAGUAAAUGAACACUGAUAAUUUAAUUUUUAGCAUAAGUAGAUAAGUAUUACACUUUUGGAUACAAACUUAUUGUUGUGAGUCUUUAAACACAAAUAAAACAACAUUUUUAAAA
Molecule: messenger RNA, 4776 nt
Organism: Cydia splendana
Lineage: Eukaryota; Metazoa; Arthropoda; Insecta; Lepidoptera; Tortricidae
Gene: Nep2
Product: neprilysin-2
Exons: 17
Coding region: 289-2607 (772 amino acids)
Biological process (GO): protein processing
Cellular component (GO): plasma membrane
Molecular function (GO): metalloendopeptidase activity
Source: RefSeq, a predicted model, not a curated record